AUGCAACAAACUCCAGUUGGACCUUCCUCCACCUCUUCUUCUUCAACCGUUUCCCAAUUUUCAACGGUUCCACAAUUUGUGGUGAUUCAUGACCAAAUGCAACAGUCCUGGAAACACCCAGUGGUACAUUACGUUUUUGAAGAGGAACAUUUUCCUUUUAAUGUUCCAAAAGAAAGAUGUGUCUUAGUCAACCUUAACGAAGAUGGAGAAAGUGUAGCUGAUUGUCAUUCAUUAAGUCAUAAUUUUCAAGUUACAAAUUGUAAGAUUAGUUUAACCCCACAAAUGACCGCGUCGGGACAAGGUAAAGAGUCCUCUACUACGACAGGUUUGAUGUUAACAAUUGAAGGCAUGUCCUCGAAAGAAGAAUUUGAACAAUCUUCUAGUAUAUUUGGAUUGGAUGAAUUGGAACCAACUACUACUUAA
Messenger RNA from Diversispora eburnea, 423 nucleotides. NCBI's taxonomy places the organism in Eukaryota, Fungi, Glomeromycota, Glomeromycetes, Diversisporales, Diversisporaceae. The record is from the annotation of a GenBank genome assembly.